AUGGCAUUGACCUUGCCCAAGUUUAUCGUCCUCAAACCCAGCGACAAUAAUGGCUACUUAAGCUAUAUACGUGAAGGCGAAAACAACCUUGGGUUUCUCAAAUUCUUUGAAACUCAAGCCGUGAGUCCAUAUGCUAAGUUCGAAGUGGAGAUUUCCGACACAAAUGGCUUGGUGCAUAUAAGAAGUUGCCAAAACAACAAGUAUUGGCAACGAACCCAAACCGUUUCCAUCGCCGGAGUCCCACCGGAGCAGUACUGGAUUGCCGCCACUGCCCAAAACAAGGAGGAAGAUCAAUCCAAGGAGACAUGUACGUUGUUCAAGUUUGUCCCUGCAGGCCCUGUUACUGGUACGGACCGUACGGUACAAAUCGUGCAUGUCCAAUCAGGGUGCAAUUUAUGCUUAUUGCCAGGGACUGAUCUGCUACUUAAUCGCUGCGUGUCGGCAAACUACCGGGAGUUUGAUAGUAAUGGCUUUGAUAUCUUCAGCAUUAUUGAUUGUAAGUCGUUACUGGUUUUGCCAAAGUACGUUGCCUUCAAAGGACAUAAUAACAAGUACCUGUGUGCUCGUGAAAAUUACUUAGCAUUUUCAGCAGAUGACAUUGGUGACUCAACUGUGGCAUUCGAGACUUUUGUUACUAAUGAUGGAAAGGUUCACAUCAAAUCCAUUUGUGCUGGAAAGUUUUGGUGGGCCAACAAUAGUGCGAUUUGGGUAGGAUCUGAUGACCCUAGAAACAAUGAUGGCCCCCCGUUUCGCCCUGUCAAAGUUGACGAUAAGACUAUAGGUCUUUUCAGUCUGGUCAACAAUAAGUUCUGCACGACCCUCACACGACAAAACGGCGAGGAAUGUCUUAACCCAGCUGUCCCAACCAUCACCAAAGAAGCCAAGUUAACGGUGGAAGAGCCAGUCUUGACAAGGGAUAUCUAUGAUGUCAAAUAUGAUCUUGGUAAUUCCAGGGUUUACCACGAAACAACCUUUAUUAUUGCCAAGAAUUUUGCUAGUAACUAUACCCGACAACCCACCCAUAUGGACAUAAAGCUUUCAUAUACAAAUAUCAAGACUAGUACUUGGAAGAGUAAUUUUCCACUCAAGUUAGCAAUGGAAGCUAAAAUGGAAUUCAACGUACCAUUGAUUUCUCAGGGAAAUAUUGAAAUGUCCGGUGAAUUUCACUCAGAUGUCAAGUGGGAAGAGACCAAAGAAUCGAAAACUUUAGUAGACGUUGUACACAAAAUUGUUGUGCCUGCGAUGACUAAGGUGACGGUUAACCUCAUUGCAACCAAAGGUAAGUGCGAUGUUCCCUUCACUUUCAUGCAAAGUGACACUCUUUAUGAUGGGACCAUUGUCACAACUGAAGUUCAAGGUGCCACUUACACUGGUUCCAAUUACUACAGCAUUCACUUUGAGACUGAAGAAACAAAGCUGGAUCCGUGA
Messenger RNA from Gossypium arboreum, 1428 nucleotides. RefSeq lists its product as uncharacterized. The record is from RefSeq and is a predicted model, not a curated record. The transcript has a single exon. NCBI's taxonomy places the organism in Eukaryota, Viridiplantae, Streptophyta, Magnoliopsida, Malvales, Malvaceae. Gene Ontology annotation, cellular component: extracellular region. Bases 1 to 1428 code for a protein of 475 amino acids.